Melanotaenia boesemani (Boeseman's rainbowfish) is the source of this 1621-nucleotide messenger RNA. Its product is annotated as polymeric immunoglobulin receptor-like. Bases 11 to 1138 code for a protein of 375 amino acids. NCBI's taxonomy places the organism in Eukaryota, Metazoa, Chordata, Actinopteri, Atheriniformes, Melanotaeniidae. The transcript is spliced from 10 exons. The record is from RefSeq and is a predicted model, not a curated record.
UCAUGCAAACAUGACAUUUCUAUAUAUUCUUCACCUAGUACUUGUUGGACUUAUCGGGUUUCACUGUCAAAUUACAACAAUCCACAAUGUGCCAGUGAGGACUGGAGGCUCCAUUUCCAUCCCAUGUCUCUAUGAGCGAAGUUACAGAAAUCAUGCAAAAUACUUGUGUAGAGGAUUUUGGUCACUGACUUGUUUUGAGAUCAUUAAAACAAACGAAACAAAAAUGGCUCGGGGAAGAUUUUCCAUCUCUGAUGACACAAAUCAAAGAAUCUUCACAGUGACUAUAAAGGAUCUGAUAGAUGAAGAUGAGUAUUUCUGGUGUGCUGUAAAGAUCAAACAUAAAUUAGAUGUUAAACAAAAAUUUCAGCUGUCAGUCAGCUCAGGUACGCCAAGUCUAUAUGUGCACAAGCAGGAAAUAAAAGCAUUGAAAAGGGGAAAUGUGACUGUUGUAUGUCACUGUGAAGACCCAAAAAUAACACAGUGGUGCAGACUGGGCAGCACCUGUGUAAAAACUCAGACUGGAUUAAUAGAUGGAACAACAGUGAAAAUAGAUAGAAGUGCCCCCGAUGUUUUCAAUGUGAUUAUGAGUGACCUGAGGACAGAGAGCAGUGGCUGGUAUUGGUGUGCCUGUAAUAACCUGCAGAUGCCAGUUCAUAUAACUGUUCAUGAACUACCCACAAUUACAACUACACCAACUACACCAACUCUGUUGAUUUCCAAAACAAAAAGAGAUGUUGAACUGCACACAGCUCAGACCACACACACCACCAUAACCGAAGCAGAUGGUAAGCACCUCCAAGAUGAACAAAAGAGUUCCACUAAGGUCAUAAUCAUCAUCACCACCCUGCUGUCACUGUUUUUUAUUCUACUCGCAGCCUGUUUUGGUUGGAGGAUAAGAAAAAAAAACAAGACUGAAGAUGAAGUGUGUGACAUUGCUAUAGACGACCUUUUUUAUUCUGGUGGUCUCUAUGCUACAGUUGAUCAUAAUCAACCUGCUACAGUCCAGUCUGAGGACUAUAGCCACAAAGAAAAUGUGACAUACAGCACCAUUACAAUAAAGGAUAAUGUGCAGCAAAAGAGUACAGCACCAGAAGGAAGUGUGAUAUACAGCACACUAAAACAUAAUGUGCCCAAAUAAGAAGAAUGGUUACGGGGCAUUAAUAUGAUCGAGCUGUAUGUGCCUCAUCAUCUAAACCAUGAUGGAUGAGCCAUGACCAGUGGUGCUGAUGGAGCUACCAUAAAAGGAGGAGGAAAUUUAUUUUUCUAAUGCUAUCUUUCUAAUGCAAAUGACUGCUUAAGGUUGUAUAAUAGUCUAAUGUGCUAAUAUAAACAAUAAAUAUAAAUGCCCUCUGUCAGCAUUACUGGAUUUUCUCAAGGACAGAGAUUUACCAUAUCACUUUAAGCAGUCUGAUGUGUCUAGAUUCUUUACAUUUUAUCAUAAAUGAGAAAAAAAAUCUGAUCCAAAUCAGCUUAAUGGAGUAUCAUUGUGUGUUUGUGUAUAUUUAAAAUAUCUCAAUUCAUAUUUAUAAACUUUCAAAUGUGUUUUCCCAGUUGUUAUAUUGUUUAGCAGUCUUUAAAAAUCUCAGAAAAUUUUUUUUUCUUUAUUUUGUUUGACCUAUAA